This is a messenger RNA of Fusarium sp. VM40, 1482 nucleotides long. NCBI's taxonomy places the organism in Eukaryota, Fungi, Ascomycota, Sordariomycetes, Hypocreales, Nectriaceae. The record is from the annotation of a GenBank genome assembly.
AUGGAGAGAACAUCAGACAUGGACAAUGUUGAGAAGCAGGCCGAGUUCAGGCACAUCGACCAGGCGCCCAGCAAAGUCAGUUCCGAGGUCGAUGUCGACGGCGGCUUCACCAAGGAUGAGCAGCGCAGUAUCAUUAAGCGCAUCGAUCGUCGUCUUGUUGUGACGGUCGGUGCUAUGUACUGUGUCUCGCUCAUGGAUCGAACCAACAUGAGCGCUGCCAACAUUGCGGGAAUGAGCGUAGAACUUCAGCUCGUUGGAUUCCGAUACAACAUCGCCAACUUGGUCUUCUUCAUUCCAUACAUCAUCUUCCAACCCCCGUCGACAGUUCUCAUUCGCAAGAUAGGACCCCGAUAUCAUCUGGCCAUCAUCACCAUGCUCUGGGGAGCUGUCAUGAUUGGUAUGGGAUUUGUCAAGAAGUUCCCCCAGCUUGCGGCGCUCAGAGCGGUUCUUGGUUUCUUCGAGGCUGGUUUCUUCCCUAGCUGUGUUUACCUCCUCAGCACCUGGUAUACACGAUACGAGGUCGGAAAGAGGUACUCAGUCUUCUAUCUCCUCGGUUGCGUCGCCUCAGCUUUCUCCGGUAUCCUCGCCUACGGUCUUAUGCAACUUAAUGGUCGUGAAGGGCUCACCGGCUGGCGAUGGAUCUUCAUCAUCGAAGGUACCCUAACUGUUUUCCUCGGUAUCGCAGGCUACUGGCUCCUUGUCGACUUCCCCGACUCGAAGCGCAAGACUUGGUCGUUCCUCGGCGCCCGCGAACGUCAAUGGGUCUGCGAUCGCAUCUCUCGGGACCGCGGCGAUAACGAGAUUCCUCCCUUCCAAAUCGGCAAGUUCCUUCGCGGUGGCGCUGACUGGAAGGUGUGGGCGUACGCCAUGAUCUUCUUCGAUACCACCACCAUCAGCUACGCUCUUGCUUACACCCUGCCUAUCCUUCUUGUCGGUAACAUGGGCUUCAGCGUUGGAGCAGCACAGUGUCUUGUUGCGCCUCCUUACGCCUUUGCCGGUAUUGUUAUGUUCGCGACAGGUUAUGUGGGCGACAAGUACCACAUCCGAGGUCCUAUCAUCCUCUUCAACAUGCUUCUCUGCCUCAUCGGACUUCCCAUCAUGGGCUGGGCUGAGAGCACUGGUGCGCGUUACUUUGGUGUCUUCCUCGUCACCGCUGGCGCAAACAGCAACAUCCCCACUGCCAUGUCCUUCCAGGCCAACAACAUCCGCGGUCAGUGGAAGCGAGCCUUCUGCAGCGCUACCCUCGUCGGCUUUGGUGGUUUUGGCGGUAUUGCGGGCAGCUUGGUGUUCCGUGAAAAGGAUAAGCUCACCGGUUACAAGCCCGGCAUGUGGGCUUGCAUUGCGUGCUGCCUCGUGACAGUCAUCCUCGUCUGUCUCCUCGACUUGGACUUCAAGAAGAAGAACGCCCAGGCUGACAGAGGUGAGAAGGUGUUGGAGAAUAUCGAGGACGGUGCUACACCCGAUUUCCGCUACACUUACUAA